AUGGAAGCUACAGAACUUGCUGGGCCCGGCGAGCAGGGCCAGGUCCUGGCAGCGGCUCCCGGUGAUGCUGUGGGAUUUGGAAAGCACGGUGGCAUGACCUACGAAGAGGCAUGGAUCAAUGAGCCACAGUACUGCAUGUGGGUCAUGACCACUUUCAAGCAGCAAGUUAAAGAGGGGUCGGAGGAGGAAUCCCCUUGGAAGGAGGGUGAAAGGAUGAUGAAGCGAUUUGCCCAAUGGGUCACAGAGAAGGAGAGGGUUUGCCUAGCUGAUGGCCCAGCCUACGAGUACAACGAUGAGAUGGAACUCGUGGAAGUUCUCGCCACGCGUUCCUUAAAGGAUCGAGUGGGCCAACAGGAGAAGAAACAAAAGUUUUAUGGUGUGGCCAAGCCCCAAAAGCGCAUUUGCACCUCGUGGGAAGAAUGUAAGCAGUAUGUACACGGUGUCAAAGGGGUUGUGUACCGCAGCUUUGCCACCCGUGAAGAAGCAGAAGAGUUUGUGAACAACCCACCACUUGCAGUCACCAAGACCAGAAAGCAGCCACCAACGGAGGAGAGCAACGGAGAGGCCAAGAAGAACAAGAAGACCAAGAAAAAUCAGCAGAGUCGAGAGGAUUCUGCAGGCGACGAAGAGCCACAGCAGCCCGCAAAGAAGCGGCGUUCCACGCGGACGAAGAGCACGGCCGAGGUGCCAGAGAACAGUGAUGCGAAAUCAGAGAAAGAGUCUAAUGAAGAGGAUAUUGCUGCGACUGCAGAGGUGCCCAAGGGCAAGAAGAAGGGCCUCCUGGCACUUGCAAAAGCAAAAGCCAAAGCCGAUGCAAAGGCCAAGGCGAAAGUCAAAGCAAAAGCUGAAGCAAAGGGAACAGGAAAGACCACCUCGGAGGAAAAGCCGCAGUCCCCAGCAAAAGGAGAAGCCAAGGCAAGUGCCAAAGCCAAAGCCAAAGCCAAGACACCAAAAGCCAAGGUGCUUCAGCCUGUGAGCUCCGCUGACGCAUCUCCAGAGUCCCCAGCUGCAGCAGCAGCAGCAGCAGCACCCGCAGCACACGGCAUCAGCGAGCAGGUGCUGAUGGCGGCUGACAGCUGCGGCUUGCGAACUGCCCUGCGGAAUUUGGCUUCGCGGCCUGAGAUCGAAGCAUUAAAACUGGAUGGCCAUUGCUUGCUGCAUACAUUGAAAGAAUGCGAGGGUCUGGUCAACAAGGCCAAAGCGCAGCUGCUGGAGAAUGGUCCAUCGACUCCGCCCAAGAGCCAGAACGCUGAUGCCCAGGUAGAGACACCUGAAAAGUUGCAGGUGCCCAAGGCGCCGGUGCCGGAUCGAGAAUCCAAUGGCUUGGCCGAUGACAAGCAGAUGGAGAUUGAUCCUGCAGAGGCUCGUCAGAUCCAGGCUGCGGAUGUCCGUCCUCCGGUGCCGCAGGCAGUGCCUGAUGGAAAUUGUUGUCCGAACUGUGACACUCCCUUCGCAGAAAGCGGCAGCUUCUGUCGCUGCUGCGGCAUGGCACGACGGAAGAAGGCGUCGAGCACUGCGCCGCAGGUGGCACAGGCUGCGCUUCUGUCAUCGGCAACAAAGGUCAGCAAGGAGCUCCAGGAGAAAAUUCAGGCAAAUCGUGAGCGCGCCCUUGCCCGCAAAAGGCAGGCAAUGACUGCUGGAGCUGGUGCGUGA
Molecule: messenger RNA, 1653 nt
Organism: Cladocopium goreaui
Lineage: Eukaryota; Dinophyceae; Suessiales; Symbiodiniaceae
Source: the annotation of a GenBank genome assembly